CGGGCCGGGGCCGCGGCUCUCGGAGCGCAGAGGGCCGGGGUCUGCCCCGGGCCGAGCCUGCCGGGCAGCGCCACACCGCACCUCCACCUGCCGCGCUGGGCUACGUGGUCGCGGGCGGGGCCUCGGCCCGAGGGCAAGUUGGACGCGCCCCAGGGUCCGCGGAUGAAAAAUACAUUACGGAAAAAUACCGAAUUUGGAUGAAAGGCAGGGAGGCCGAGUGGGGUACUGUCCCUUUAAGCCUGUCCCCGCCCGCGGGCGCUCGUGGCCGGUGGGAGGGCCGUGCUGAGGUGGCAUCUGCGAAAGUUCCUCCCCGGCCGGCCGGGUCUGACUUCCAGAGCUGCUGAAGCGCAAGGCCGGCCUUCGUGUGCACCGGCCUCUUGAGUUCGGGACCUCUCAGCCGAGCUGCAUUUUAUUCCUGUUCAGGAGUUUGUGGUCUUGAGUGCUUAAAAAAAAUUCGCGCAAGAUUUCUGAGGGCAUGAAAAGAAGAAAUUUUAACUUUGGGAGAGAAGCCUGGAACUCAGCUGGAGGGUUUUUUGUGCCCUCCAUACCCAACUCUGCUUGGAGUAUGAAGCGCUUGAGAGCCUCAUUAGUUGGGGCUGACUAGUUCUUUCUGGAGCAUUACCGAUGAUUUCUCUUUGCAGACGGUUGCACCUUGCAUAAGUAGUUGACAAAACUUAUAACAGGGGAAUCAAAUACUUUGUACAGAAGCAAAAAAGUAGAAUUCUUCAUUUAAAAAGACUUGUCGUCUGCUUUUAGCACCAGGUUUCCAGCAUAAAUACACAGCUGUUGCAACUUCACCUUUCUCCCUUGCGUGAGCCCCAGCUGCUCCCCAGUUCUUAAGUUGUAAGAGGAAGCCCUUGUCUUCUACAUCUUUCUUUAGUUCUGUUUGCAGCCUGGUUACAUUUUUAAGAGAUGACUUUUUUUUCUUUUUUUCCUGUGGACAUUUUCACUCUGGCAAACAAAACAUAAAAUCCAAGUUGAGAGAAUAGUUUGAGGUUUGCACUGGGGACUUGAGUGCUGACUAACCCUAGAUUCCUGUGGGGAAGGUAGUCCAGUUCUGAGGGACUGGGGACCCUGAGGGAGGAAGAUGAGAUGGACUUAUGGGAAGGAGACCAUCUCUCUGGCCAGAAAGGAAAAGAAGCUGUAGACUUUGUCAUCUCUUGAGUCACAACCUUGUCAGCCAUGCAAAGGGAGCCUCUGAAGACCAUGUGUUCCUGUGGUGGUAUUUGAAAACUGGUUUAUAGUACUAUCCAAGGUCCCUUUCAAAUCCUGACUUGAGCAAUAUGGUUCAAUCCAGUGAGAAUCUGAGGAACCAAAAUGCCAGGCCUCUGUUCUUUGAGGACGGCCUUCCUCAGUUCUCCUGCAGGCUUGGCAAGUGGAGAAGGAUGGACGGCUUGCUUGCCUGGAGUGACUCGGUGAGGCAUGGGCAUCCAGGGGCACACUAGGCCUCUGGCUGGCUGUCCUCAAUGAAGGCAAAGCUCACAGCAGUGGCUAUAGAGGUGAGGACUGAUUUGGAGUUCUACUUUGUUAACCAGAGGCAGGCAGACAGUUGGACUGGGAUCCACUGGGUUGAGAGCAUGUCAUAGAAAGAGUAAACCGGUCAUUGUAGGGAUGAGGUUGGCAUUUACAUGUGGGUCAUCAGGUAACUGUCUAAAAUUAAGUCUUUAAAUAUGGGGUUUUGAGUUGUGAAAAAAGCAGUCUUGUUAGAUAAUACUGGAACCCUGUGUGUAAAAUAUGUCUGUAAUUGAAUCCAUUCUUCUCAGCCUCUGAGAAGAUUCAAAUUGCUGUUUGAAAUCUGGAAGCUAGGGCCUCAGCGUCUCCUGUCAAGUCAUUCUGGAUUUUUCUGGAGGUCAAGUCUACUGUGCUGGCUAGGGCCUUUGUACAUGUGAAGAGCACUGGAGGCCUACUUCAGUUCUCCCUUGGUCACGUAGGCUUAGCUGUGUGGAGCUUCCUUUCCUAAGCCACUUGGACCAAUGGCAUCAAUAUGAGGGCUACUUAGAAUGAACUCCCAGAAGGUGUAUGAGAGUCAGAAGAGAUUGGUAACUGGGGCAGAGUGAGGCCUGGUCCAGCACAGCUGUGUGCUGCUGCAGUUGGUGCAAGGUGAUAUGACAUCGUGUAGGCUUGUGCAGCUAUGGCUGAGCCCUCGAGACUUGCCUCCUCCUAGAAAGCAGGGACCUGGUCAGUGGCAACACAGAGAUAAGGAUGUAGUUGAGGUCACAUAGAUGACUGUAGCUUGGUAAGGGGGUGGGCAUCUGGGUUGAAGAAGUAACAUUGAAGCCUGGCAAGUUACCAGCCCGGUAGAGGGACUGCACAGGCAGGAGUAGACAAUCCUGUAUUACUGCUGUCUUUUCAUCUUAGACUCAGAGUUCGUAGCUGCCAUAAAGCCCACCUUUGCAAAUUCAGGAGUGCAUGGGGUUGCAUGCAGCAGCAGGUGACCUACCUGGUGGCCUCACCCAUCCAAAAGGCCCCCAAGGCAAGGUGACCCACACCCUCUCAUUUUACAGAGUAGUCCUUGGUCCUCCUCAGACAGCCUUUGAAGGUUCUUCCAAUCCUACAAUUUUAUGACCUGGUUUCUAAAUCCCCUGUGGAUUAGAAGGGGCUGAAGGACUUUUACAGGAUAACAGCAAGAACAAAGGAACUGCAAAGUUCAGAAGAUUCUUAAAAAGACAGGAGCGCUUGUCAUCCUGAUGUGAUACUGGCUGAUACCGCAGCCCAGCCUGCUCAGCAGACUAGAAGUUACCAGGGUCCAGGAAAGAAGGUUUAACCAGCAGGGGAAGCCAUCAAUUUUGUGAGGAUUUUACUUCUGAAUGAUAAGACUUAAAAGUUUUGGCACUUAGGGACCACUUCCUCAGGUCCCUAGAAGAGUUGUCUUCUAAGAGUUCAAUAUCUUGAAUUCUCAAAAUGUUCAGGUUUUUCUGUAAUAUGUUUUGUGUGAAGCUAAUGGCCUAAGAGUAGAGGUUUCAUUUAUUUUCCUAAGAAACUUGCCCAAGUAUUGGUAUUAGUAGCUGAAGUUUAAAAAGAUUAUAAUCCCUCCUGCUUGGGAGAGAAAAGGAUCUGAGUUGCAAAAUGCAGAUAAGUAACUUUUCUCUGGUUUUCUUUCUCCCUGUUCUUUUCCUUCCUAUCCCAUACCAGCAAAAGCUGGCAGGCUGACAGAGGCGGCCUCGGGACGGACUUUCUGGCUACUGACCAUUUUGCUGUGGCUUACCUGGAUUGCGUGUGGGUGUGAGAUCAACCAUGAGCUCUGUUGCAGUUUUGACCCAAGAGAGUUUUGCUGAACACCGAAGUGGACUGGUUCCGCAACAAAUCAAAGUUGCCACUUUAAAUUCAGAAGAGGAGAGUGACCCUCCAACUUACAAGGAUGCCUUCCCUCCACUUCCUGAGAAAGCGGCCUGCUUGGAAAGUGCCCAGGAACCUGCUGGAGCCUGGAGUAACAAGAUCCGACCCAUCAAGGCCUCUGUCAUCACUCAGGUGUUCCAUGUACCCCUGGAAGAAAGAAAAUAUAAAGAUAUGAAUCAGUUUGGAGAAGGUGAACAAGCAAAAAUCUGCCUUGAGAUCAUGCAGAGAACCGGUGCUCACCUGGAGCUAUCUCUGGCCAAAGACCAAGGCCUCUCCAUCAUGGUCUCAGGGAAGCUAGAUGCUGUCAUGAAAGCCCGGAAAGACAUUGUUGCUAGGCUGCAGACCCAGGCUUCAGCCACUGUUGCCAUUCCAAAAGAGCAUCAUCGCUUUGUUAUUGGGAAAAAUGGAGAGAAACUACAAGACUUAGAGCUAAAAACUGCAACCAAAAUCCAGAUCCCACGCCCAGAUGAUCCUAGCAAUCAGAUCAAGAUCACUGGCACCAAAGAAGGCAUUGAGAAAGCUCGCCAUGAGGUCCUUCUCAUCUCUGCGGAGCAGGAUAAGCGUGCUGUAGAAAGAUUAGAAGUAGAGAAGGCCUUCCACCCCUUCAUCGCUGGGCCGUACAAUCGACUGGUGGGUGAGAUCAUGCAGGAAACAGGGACACGCAUCAACAUCCCACCUCCCAGUGUCAACCGAACAGAAAUCGUCUUCACCGGAGAGAAAGAGCAGCUGGCUCAGGCCGUUGCUCGAAUCAAGAAGAUUUAUGAGGAAAAGAAAAAGAAGACCACAACCAUUGCGGUGGAGGUGAAGAAGUCUCAACAUAAGUAUGUCAUCGGGCCGAAGGGAAAUUCAUUGCAGGAGAUCCUGGAAAGAACUGGAGUUUCUGUUGAGAUCCCACCCUCGGAUAGCAUCUCUGAGACAGUGAUACUGCGGGGCGAGCCUGAAAAGUUGGGGCAGGCAUUGACUGAAGUUUAUGCAAAGGCCAAUAGUUUUACGGUCUCCUCUGUCUCUGCCCCUUCCUGGCUUCAUCGUUUCAUCAUUGGCAAGAAAGGGCAGAACCUGGCUAAAAUCACUCAGCAGAUGCCAAAGGUUCAUAUCGAGUUCACAGAAGGUGAGGACAAGAUCACUCUGGAAGGCCCCACAGAAGAUGUGAAUGUGGCCCAGGAGCAGAUUGAAGGCAUGGUCAAAGAUCUGAUUAAUCGGAUGGACUAUGUGGAGAUCAACAUUGACCACAAAUUCCACAGACACCUCAUUGGGAAGAGCGGAGCCAAUAUCAACAGAAUCAAAGACCAGUAUAAGGUUUCUGUCCGCAUCCCUCCUGACAGCGAGAAGAGCAACCUGAUCCGCAUUGAAGGGGAUCCACAGGGCGUGCAACAGGCCAAACGGGAGCUGCUGGAGCUUGCCUCUCGAAUGGAAAAUGAACGUACCAAGGAUCUAAUCAUUGAGCAGAGAUUUCAUCGCACAAUCAUUGGGCAGAAAGGCGAACGGAUCCGUGAAAUUCGUGAUAAAUUCCCAGAGGUUAUCAUCAACUUUCCAGACCCAGCACAAAAAAGUGAUAUCGUUCAGCUCAGAGGGCCCAAGAAUGAGGUGGAAAAAUGCACUAAAUACAUGCAGAAGAUGGUGGCAGACCUGGUGGAAAAUAGCUAUUCAAUUUCUGUUCCGAUCUUCAAACAGUUUCACAAGAACAUCAUUGGGAAAGGAGGUGCAAACAUUAAGAAGAUUCGUGAAGAAAGCAACACCAAGAUCGACCUUCCUGCAGAGAACAGCAACUCUGAGACCAUUGUCAUCACAGGCAAGCGAGCCAACUGUGAAGCUGCACGAAGCCGGAUUCUGUCUAUCCAGAAAGACCUGGCCAACAUAGCCGAAGUGGAGGUCUCAAUCCCCGCCAAGCUGCACAACUCCCUCAUUGGCACAAAGGGCCGUCUGAUCCGUUCCAUCAUGGAGGAGUGUGGUGGGGUCCACAUUCACUUUCCAGUGGAAGGUUCUGGAAGUGACACCGUUGUCAUCAGGGGCCCUUCCUCAGAUGUGGAAAAGGCCAAGAAGCAGCUCCUGCACCUGGCUGAGGAGAAGCAAACCAAGAGUUUCACCGUGGACAUCCGAGCCAAGCCAGAAUACCACAAAUUCCUCAUUGGCAAAGGGGGCGGCAAAAUCCGCAAGGUGCGUGACAGCACCGGAGCCCGAAUAAUAUUCCCAGCAGCUGAGGACAAGGACCAGGACCUGAUCACCAUCAUAGGAAAGGAGGAUGCUGUCCGGGAGGCCCAGAAGGAGCUAGAGGCAUUGAUCCAGAACCUGGAUAAUGUGGUUGAAGACUACAUGCUGGUGGACCCCAAACAUCACCGCCAUUUUGUCAUCCGAAGAGGUCAGGUCUUGCGGGAGAUUGCUGAAGAGUAUGGUGGGGUCAUGGUCAGCUUCCCACGCUCUGGCACACAGAGUGAUAAAGUCACCCUCAAAGGAGCCAAGGACUGUGUGGAAGCAGCCAAGAAGCGCAUUCAGGAGAUCAUCGAGGACCUGGAAGCUCAGGUGACAAUGGAAUGUGCUAUACCCCAGAAGUUCCAUCGAUCUGUCAUGGGCCCCAAAGGUUCCAGAAUCCAGCAGAUCACUCGAGAUUACAAUGUUCAGAUUAAGUUCCCAGACAGAGAGGAGAACCCAGUUCAUAGUGUAGAGCCAGCCAUCCAGGAGAAUGGGGACGAAGCUGGGGAGGGCAGAGAGGCCAAGGAGGCUGACCCUGGCUCUCCAAGGAGAUGCGACAUCAUCGUCAUCUCUGGCCGCAAAGAGAAGUGUGAGGCCGCCAAGGAAGCGCUGGAGGCCCUGGUUCCGGUCACCAUUGAAGUUGAGGUGCCCUUUGAUCUUCACCGUUAUGUCAUCGGGCAGAAAGGAAGUGGGAUCCGAAAAAUGAUGGAUGAGUUUGAGGUGAAUAUACACGUCCCAGCUCCUGAACUGCAGUCUGACAUCAUUGCCAUCACUGGCCUGGUUGCAAACCUGGACCGGGCCAAGGCGGGGCUGCUGGAGCGAGUGAAGGAACUUCAGGCUGAGCAGGAGGACCGGGCUUUAAGGAGUUUUAAGCUGAGUGUCACUGUAGACCCCAAAUACCAUCCCAAAAUUAUUGGGAGAAAGGGGGCAGUGAUCACUCAAAUCCGUUUGGAGCAUGAUGUGAACAUCCAGUUUCCUGAUAAAGAUGAUGGGAACCAGCCCCAGGACCAAAUCACCAUCACAGGGUACGAGAAGAACACAGAAGCUGCCCGUGAUGCUAUCCUGAAAAUCGUGGGUGAGCUUGAGCAGAUGGUUUCUGAGGAUGUCCCACUGGACCACCGUGUCCAUGCCCGCAUCAUUGGUGCCCGGGGCAAAGCCAUCCGCAAAAUCAUGGACGAAUUUAAGGUGGACAUCCGCUUCCCACAGAGUGGGGCCCCAGACCCCAAUUGCGUCACUGUGACAGGACUCCCAGAGAAUGUGGAGGAAGCCAUCGACCACAUCCUCAACCUGGAGGAGGAAUAUCUGGCAGACGUGGUGGACAGCGAGGCACUGCAGGUGUACAUGAAGCCCCCAGCACAUGAGGAGUCCAAGGCACCAUCCAAAGGCUUUGUGGUGCGGGACGCCCCCUGGACUGCCAACAGCAGUGAGAAGGCUCCUGAUAUGAGCAGCUCUGAGGAAUUUCCCAGCUUUGGGGCUCAGGUGGCCCCCAAGACCCUUCCUUGGGGCCCCAAACGAUAAUGAUCAAAAAGCAAAAACCUUUCCAGCCUGCUGACCCAAACCUAGCCACACAAUGGUUUGUCUCAAUCUGACUCAGCAGCUGGACCCUCGUAAAUUGUUGACGCUCUUCCCCCUCCCCGAGGUCUCGCAGUGAAGCCUGGCAAGCCGGCCUUGUGUGGCCAUUUCUCCAGGCCUGGUCGGCACCCAGCGGGCUCAGGAUCUACCGUGCUCUGGGACAGGCACGCCACUGUUUUAAACACUAAGCAAAGGUAAUUGAGCAUUUUGUGAUAACACAGACUCCAGCUUCCUGGUCCACCCAGCAUGUAGUCAGCACUCUGACCAUUACCAGAGCUCCGCAGCAGCGGCUAGGAGUCGACUUCCUGUGUCAUGACCUCAGGAAAUAAAUUUCCUUGACUUUAUAAAAGCCAAAA
Messenger RNA from Castor canadensis (American beaver), 7451 nucleotides. The record is from RefSeq and is a predicted model, not a curated record. Lineage: Eukaryota; Metazoa; Chordata; Mammalia; Rodentia; Castoridae.